GAUCAGACAGAUGAACCUAGAGCCGAUCCCAGAGGGCAUUGAGGAGGAGAUGUACGAUGGCGUGGCUGUCUCUUUAAUCUGUUGAUUAUGCUUUAUUUAAUUAACUUUAAUGCUUAUUACGUUUUCGGGCAAGAUCCCAAGUUGUUUGACUUUAAAAAGGCUUCCGCAUUAUUUUAAUUUACUCCGAUGAAUUUUUAUAUGUAUUGAUAGAACAAUGAGUCAAGAAUCGACCCAUGGUCAGUACGUUCCGGAGCCGGAGCACGUGAGCGUGCACACGGUGAACACCGAGGGUUCGAGUUUCACGCCUCCGGGUGACGGAGGGCAACGAUAGAAUCAACCUGCGCCAGCGAGACAGCCACCAGCUGUACCACCGCCAGUCGUACCACCUCCAGUGAUGCCACCGUUGCUGAUGCCGCCGGUGGCCUACGAGCAGAUCUUUCCGGCCAUGAUGGCCCAUUAUAUGCAGCACAUGGCGCAGCUUAUGCCCAUGUUCCAGCCACCGCCACCACCACAGCCGCAGCCGCGCAUCGUUACCUUCAAGAUGUUGAAGGAUAAUGGAGCGGAAGAGUUUCGAGGAGAGAAGAUGGGGGAGCCCCAGAUUGCAUUGGAUUGGCUUGAGCAGAUGGACCGGGUACUCAAGAAUUUGAGAGUCCCAGAUGCUGAUCGCUCGGAGUUGGCGUCACAGAUGUUCCGGAAGGGAGCAUAUGAUUGGUGGAAGCGCAUUGACCAGGAUCCACACACGCCCAAGCCGUGGACCUGGGAUCGCUUCGAUCGAGCCUUCACGAAGGAGUACGUCCCCACCCGGUACCGCGAGGAGAGGCGCGAUGAAUUCGUUGCGCUUAAGCAGGAGGGGAUGUCACUGCCUGAACUGAGACAGAGGUUCGACUACCUGUCCCAGUAUGCGAUGAGUCUGGUCUCCACUCCGGAGGAUCGUUUGAAUGAGUUCGUCAAGAAGCUACGGCCGGACUUGAGGCCGUACGCUGCGCUGAUCACGACGACAGAUUUUAAUGCGGCGUAUGAUUUGAUUGUGAAGACGGAAAAGAGCUUGGACGAUUUGCAGGCAACCAAGAAGGAGGAUCGAGCGACGAAAGACCCGCGACUCGCGGCCAGCACUGGGCCGAGCGGGAAGAGUUUUGGAUUCGGGGGAAAGAGGUACGAGAAGGGUUCUUCGAGUGCGCCGCCGCCUAAGAGGAGGUAUUUCAGGAGGCAUUGCCCGACAAACCCUAGCAGCGAGCCUGUUUUACCUAGAGCUCCGGAUCAGCCUGCCGGAUCACAUCCAACACGGAGUCAGCAGUCUACGGCCGCAAAUAAUCAACAGAGAGCACGUCCGCAGCAGCCAGGCCGGGCACCAGCGCGUACCUACGCCAUGCAUGGGCGCACAGAUCCUAGUCCUGAUGUUAUCUUGGGUACGUUCAUACUAUUUGAUUCGGUUAUGCAUGCCUUGAUCGAUCCGGGUUCUACGCUCUCCUAUAUCUGUGUUGGCAUGCCUGCUAAUUCUGCGAUUGUGAGGAGUGACCUUGAGAUACCUACCGUUGUAUCGAAUCCGCUAGGACAUAGCAUGCGUCUUCAUCACAUCUAUCAUAGGUGUCCGUUGUCCGUGCAAGGGAAGCAAUUCCCUGCAGAUUUGAUAGAGCUACCAAACAAGGAGUUUGACAUUAUCCUUGGUAUGGAUUGGCUCACAGAGCAUAGAGCAGUGGUCGACUGCAGUUGUCGGACCGUACGGCUGAGAGCCGAGGACGGUAGUGACGUAUCACUCUCCGGGGAGGUGUUCCCCAAGACUCCCGAGUUCAUAUCGUCCUUGAGCGCGAGGCGCUUGAUUCGCAAGAAGUGCGAGAUGUUCCUGUGUCACGUUCAGGAUAUGCGAAAAGAAUCGCCACGUCAGCCGGACAUUCGUACGGUUUGCGACUUCCCCGAUGUCUUUCCCAAAGACCUACCUGCUUUGCCUCCGCCGAGAGAGGUGAUCAGACAGAUGAACCUAGAGCCGAUCCCAGAGGGCAUUGAGGAGGAGAUGUACGAUGGCGUGGCUGUCUCUUUAAUCUGUUGAUUAUGCUUUAUUUAAUUAACUUUAAUGCUUAUUACGUUUUCGGGCAAGAUCCCAAGUUGUUUGACUUUAAAAAGGCUUCCGCAUUAUUUUAAAUUACUCCGAUGAAUUUUUAUAUGUAUUGAUAGAACGUUUGUUUAAAAUUGUUUUGAAAAUGUCGCAAAUUCGGAUACCAAUUCAGUGGCACACCGGUCCGCUGUCUCACGGGUUUGGGUCAUGCGGGUUGGGGUGUUACAAGAAAUCCUAACGGUUUGUGAAAUCAAACGUUAGGUGGAAG
Molecule: messenger RNA, 2318 nt
Organism: Cuscuta campestris
Lineage: Eukaryota; Viridiplantae; Streptophyta; Magnoliopsida; Solanales; Convolvulaceae
Source: the annotation of a GenBank genome assembly